Lytechinus pictus (painted urchin) is the source of this 2665-nucleotide messenger RNA. RefSeq names its product intraflagellar transport protein 22 homolog. Gene Ontology annotation, biological process: intracellular protein transport. Lineage: Eukaryota; Metazoa; Echinodermata; Echinoidea; Temnopleuroida; Toxopneustidae. Gene Ontology annotation, cellular component: endomembrane system. The transcript is spliced from 6 exons. The record is from RefSeq and is a predicted model, not a curated record. The coding region runs from base 165 to 722 and encodes 185 amino acids. Gene Ontology annotation, molecular function: GTPase activity.
UACGUACAAAUUACAGAGUAGCAUUUUUCUGCAGCUAUAUAGCUAGCAGUCGACUUUAUCAAUUAAUUUAAGUAAUAAUAGUUAGCGGUGCUCGUUGUUGUGAAUUCCGGUACUAAGUAGCCGGACCAUUAAGGAGCGCAGUCUGAAUUACUUCUGGUAUCAAGAUGAAAGCAAAGAUACUGAUGAUUGGGCCAACAGAGUCUGGGAAGACGGUAAUUUCCAACUUUCUUGCUGAUGCAACUGAUGUAUCUGGUGGUGACUACCAUCCUACACAAGGUGUUAGGAUUCUGGAGUUUGAAAGUGGAUCUUUGAACGUCGGUAAUAGAUCGCUUAUAGCUGAAGUUGAGCUGUGGGAUUGCAGUGGAGAUCAAAAAUUUGAUGAAUGUUGGCCUGCUUUCAUGAAAGAUGCUUCAGGAGUUGUCAUAGUCUACAAUCCAGACCAAGCAAGUCAUGAGAGAGAAUUGGAUACAUGGUACAAUCAUUUCAUAACUCAACAAGGACUGAAAGAUUCGCAGUGCAUCAUUUUUGGACAUCAUCGGCCAAACACAUCCCAGGCGGUUCGGGUACAAAUAUCAUCUAACAUGACGCGGGUCAAUCAUGUACAAACAAACCUGGAGGAUGAAUCUGACCAAGUGAGGGCGGACUUCAACUUGUUCCUGAGUAAGGUACUCGGUGCAAUCAGCAAGAGGCAAGAUCAAGAGGAACUCAGUAUCAUUCAGUGAAAUCCUUGGUCAUAUAUGAAAAGAAAAAAAUCACCUUGAUUAUAAUACAGUGUAGGGCUGCUCAAUAUGAUUGUGACAAUGUUGGCAUUUUGACAUUGGGACCUCGAUAAGUAGAAGAUAUUUAGAAGACAAUAUCUCACCUUGAUGAUAAUAUUGUGUGUCUGUGAGGUAGACACUGCUUGUUACGACAGACCUCAUGGAAUUUAACAAUUUGAAUUCACCAGAAUAUUAUCGUGUGAAAGCUGAGGAAAGCAGUAAUUUUGAUGAUUUCAAAUUUGGAGCAUUACUGCAUGGUAUAGAUAAGAAAAUCCAAGCCAGGUUACCGAUGGCUCUGUGGCUGAGCUCAACCGGGUUUUAAUAACAUAACAUAAGACACAGGGCCUUGUCUAUUCAACCAAAGAUACUACAAGGGGAAUAUUGGACACUUCGGCGAUUUUUGAAACGCUCGAUUAAUGCCCAUGGGGAAGGGCGCCCACUAGCGUUGAGUAAGUAAACCAUCGCACAUUGUCACGCAGCUGUGUAUGAAACAUAUGAUGGAAAUGAGAGAGGGGACUUUGGAGAGGGCUCAAGGGUGGCGCAUGGGAAUAAUUCCAGCUUUUAUUACCCCCAAACCUCUGAAAUAUAUUCAUCUCUAAUUGAAGAAAAAAAAAAUCUUAAAAUGUACAAAUAGUCUAUUCACCCCUCCACCAUUUCUCUCAUAUGUUUUGUACACAACCAUAUCGCGAUACGCAACGGUGAUAAAAGGUCGUUACUUAACACUGUGGGGCGCUCUCCCUGGGCGCUUCAUUGCGCGCUCUAUGUACCGUCCGAUCUUCCCCUUGUAGUAUCUUUGAUUUAACUGAGGAAAUAAAGCAUGACAGUGUGCUUCUAGUCUAAUAGUUUACCAACUUUUUUUCUAGUUCUUUCUAAAAGAUUCUAAAUCAUGUGAAUAAGGGAGUUUUGUGUGAAAAUAUUGUUGCUUAAAAACUGAUAGCCACUUUGUUUAAGUAAAUAAUUAGAUUUUGUCUUCUCUUGAAGGGAAUGGGUUACCCUUUUUAUAGAGAUAAUGUUUGAAUCUGUGCCUGAUUUGUAAAUUGUUUAGCAUGACCUUUAUCAUAAGACCUUUGAUUAUGAUCUUUACGUGGAUACAGGGAUUUAUACAUGUUUGAAAAAACAGGAUAAUCUCUGUUAACAGGACCAUCAUCAGUUUUUCAUUGAUCCUCUGUACUUGUAGCUCUGAUGACAUAAAUAUAUCUGAAUAACAGCUGGUAUGAAAUUUGCAUGUUUUUUUUUAACUGAGGAUAAAUGUUGAUUGAUGGCUUGGCCAAGGGAUUUCUUAAUCACCACACAUGGAUACUUUAAAAAAUAAAUUUCCCUAAUGGAUGGUUUGUGAGGAAUCAAUUAUUUAUUUCACCACAAUUUUACCUAAACUUUCAUAUAUAGAAUCUGUACCUGAAUUUAGUCCAUGUACAGUGCCUGUGGUUUAAGUGAGGCACCGCUUACCGCAAAUUUCCCCUUUCAUAUCCAGGUGAAUUAAGAUAUUACAUAAAACAAGUUUUUUUUUCUUUAUUACUAUCCAACAACAUUCAGAAUUCAACUCCUUGGUUGAAGUCACCUGUCCAUUCACAUGUGUUUAUUUUGUCUGUGACAUAUAUAGCAUUCAAGCCCUUUCACUUUAUGUGUACUGAUGAAAGCAUCCUCUUAGGAGAGAGGUGACUAUUUCAAUGUUUGGCGAAAAAUCCCAACACUUUUUUUAAUAAGUAUCAUUUAAGAUCUUGACAGACUUCAUGUACAUGUGAUGUGUACAGAGUAUGUACAAAUAGAUAAUGUACAUUUACAACUUGUAUAAAAAGAAAAACUAAAACAAAUCCAUUUUAUCCUAGUAAUUGUAAAUAAUAGAGUCUUGUAGCGAUUAUUUGCGUGUAUGUAAAUAUAUAUUAAUUAAAUAUUGAAUAUUCAGCAUA